GUGAGAAGGCAGACCCUAGAACUUGGGGUCCAGUUUGAUGGAUGACAAGAGGGGGCGGGAACAAAUGGUCUGUACAAAACUUAGGAGAGUCAGGUCAGCAGAGUUCCUUGGAAGGGAUCAGUUAUGCCAGUCCCAGAUUUUGGUGCCAGAUGAAUGAAAAGAAGAAAUAAGGAAGGAAGCACAUGACUGCUUCCGGGUAUGGCAGAGAAGAUUUAUUGUAGAUUAAAGGGAGAGCAUAGCCAGAGGCAGGGACAGCUGGGAAUUCAGAGUGGAUGUGACCCUGAGCCUGGCCAUGUGAGGAGAGGAGAGCCAGGAAAGUAAAGGGUAGAUGGGGGUUGGGGUGGGGCAGAGUAAGCAAAAUGGCUGGAUUAUGUAGAGAGAAGUGCAGCUCAGCUCCUGGGCUGGAGAAAUUUAAGGGGAACGGGGCAUCCCAGCCAUACCCUGUAACAGAUAGGGAGUGAGGGAUGCAGGGAGAACCUGGCAACCAGGUCUGCUUUGAUAUAUUAAAUAGACACCUCAGUCAUUUGUCCUGGGUUUGAGAUCUCACACCACUGAUCUACCUUCAUCAUUAUUGAUUUAUAGUAAAUGUAAUUUCUAAGAAGAAUUUUAGGGAAAUUAAGAAAGGGUGAACAGUCUUUGCAUUCUACCUUUUUUUUUUUCUGUAAGUAAAGAAAGCAGGGCUUGGAGAGAAGGCUCAACAGAUAGGAGCAUUUGCUGCUGUUGUAGUGGGUUGUUUUUCAGCACCCACAUGGUGAGUCACAACUGUCCAAAUGCUAGUUCCAAGGGAUCCUAUGACCUCUACUGGCCUCUGCUGGUGGUGUAUAUAUACACAUUCAGGCAAAACCCUGAUAUACACUAACAAAUGUAUAUGAGCUGGAGACAUAGCUCGGUUGGUGGAAUGCUUGCUUGGUUUUUCCAAAGGCAUGGCACCAAAUAAACUAGGUGUAGUGGUGAGCAGUCCGAGUAGUCACUGGAAGGUGGUGGGAGCUGAAUGAUCAGAAGUUCAAGAUCAUUUUCAGGCUCUUAAGAGUUCAGUGGCAGUCUAGGAUUAAUGAGUGUGUCAGAUCUCAACAAACAACCCCAAAACAACAACAAAACCUAACAGUGGCUAAGUGCCCUGAAAAUAUUAAGGCAAAAAUUAAAGGCAAUAAUGCGGGUUUUUUUUCCCCAAUUUAGAUAAUAGCUACUUAAGCUUUCUACCAAAAUGGGCUUGAUGUACAAUUUGGAAAGUGUACGUUGUAGUAUUAUAGUCUAGUAUUAAAGUUAGGUGGAAGUUACUGAACAUAAUGAAGGUGGGCAAGUGGUUGGAGUCGAAGUUGGUGAAAGUGGGUAGAACUCAUUGUACUGGAAUACUCAUUGCCAGAUUUUGGUUAUGUUUGAAGGUUGUCCUAAGCAUGAUGUAAUACCAGCAUAAAUCUUUGAAGCUUCAGCUGACACCAUCCAGGUCUGAAGUGCAUAGGACUUUAUGGGCCAAGGGUAAUGCUUGUUUAAAAACAAGGCAAGCUACUCUAGUUUAAUGAGGCCAGUUAAGAAAACUUUUCCAGAGUGGGAUGAGAGUGUAAUCUCAGUUUGGAGGUAGAAGUAGAGUUUUAUGUGUCCUGAUUGUGUUUACGAUUCUUACUGCACUGGAAAGGGGCAUUUGAAAUAGGCUGGCACACAAGUGGCUGGGUUAGAAUUGAGGAAAAUAGUAAUUGAGGCCUGGAAGUAUUGGGUGAGUUAGGGAGAAUGUUUUUCACUGCAUGUGAACUUGAGAAUUCACAGGACGAAGUUGACAUUAGGAGUGCUUGUCUGGUUGUGCACUUCCCUUGGUCCCUGGAUGUUUCCUACCCUGGAGCCUUAAGAAAGCACUGAGAUCCUGACCUCCAGAAACAUGUUCUACUGGACUCAAGUGCUGCCAGUGCACGGGCUUCACGUUGCAGGUGGCGCCUGCCAAAGCUGCUCAAGUGGUCUGUGGGGCGGGGCUUGGGACAAAGUCCGUCCCUUCUCUAGGCCCUGCCCAGGGGCCUGCCAGGUUUUGGAGCCUAAGCAGCAGGAUGCCAGAACCUCAGGAAGACUUCUGCUAGCAUUCAAGGGAGGUGUUGUCCCUCCUGGGGACAGGCCACCCGUUGAGCUACUUUAAAUCUGAAUGGAAGUGACCAGUCUUCUAAACUUAGGAGCCAAGGAUUGGCCUUGUGGGUUGCAGGAACCUGACGCCUGUCUUCUCAUGACCUGGAAGCCACCGGCACCCUUUCUGCAUUCCUGGAAGGGAGUCCUGUUCACAUGCUUGCCAACGGUUAGGACCAAGACCAGAAAGAGGAAAGAAAUGAGCCGCCAGACUGCUACAGCAUUACCCACUGGCACCUCAAAGUGUCCACCAUCCCAGAGGGUACCUGCCCUGACUGGCACAACUGCAUCCAACAAUGACUUGGCGAGUCUUUUUGAGUGUCCUGUCUGCUUUGACUAUGUGUUGCCACCCAUUCUUCAGUGUCAGAGUGGCCAUCUUGUUUGUAGCAACUGUCGUCCUAAACUCACAUGUUGUCCGACCUGCCGGGGUCCACUGGGAUCCAUCCGCAACUUGGCUAUGGAGAAAGUGGCCAAUUCAGUACUUUUCCCUUGUAAAUACGCCUCUUCUGGAUGUGAAAUAACUCUCCCGCACACAGAAAAGGCAGAGCACGAGGAGCUCUGUGAGUUCAGGCCUUACUCCUGCCCCUGCCCUGGUGCUUCCUGUAAGUGGCAAGGCUCCUUGGAUGCUGUCAUGCCCCACCUGAUGCAUCAACACAAGUCCAUUACAACCCUGCAAGGAGAAGAUAUAGUUUUCCUUGCUACAGACAUUAACCUUCCUGGUGCUGUUGACUGGGUGAUGAUGCAGUCUUGUUUUGGCUUUCACUUCAUGUUAGUCUUGGAGAAACAGGAAAAAUACGAUGGUCACCAGCAGUUCUUUGCAAUUGUACAGCUGAUAGGAACACGCAAGCAAGCUGAAAAUUUUGCUUAUCGACUUGAGCUAAAUGGUCAUAGGCGGCGACUGACUUGGGAAGCGACUCCUCGGUCUAUUCAUGAGGGAAUUGCAACAGCCAUUAUGAAUAGUGACUGCCUAGUGUUUGACACCAGCAUUGCACAGCUUUUUGCAGAAAAUGGCAAUUUAGGCAUCAAUGUAACUAUUUCCAUGUGUUGAAACGGCAAUCAAAUAUUUCUGGCCAGUGUUUAAAAUUUGCAUUUGACUUCACAGAGAAUAAGGCACCCAUCUGCUUGCCAACCUAAAACUCUCCUGGUAGGUAGAAGCUAGACACAUGAAGGUAAAUAAAAAGAAAGGCUGUUAAUACAGGAAACAGUUGCAUGUAGUAACACUAAUAUAUUUAAAAAUAAUUCAACAGUAAACCACUGAAAAAAUAUAUAUAUACCCAAGAUGGGCAUCUUUUGUAUUAAGAAAAAAGAAAGGAAACAUUGUAAAAUAUUUCUGAACUUCGUGUUUGUUGUAGAUUGAUUGUAUUGUUGACAACAAUUUUUGGGGGAUGUGUGUCUGCACACAUGAGUGCACGAGUGUGGUUGGUUUUCCUUUAACUGACAAGCCAUCUGCGUGGUCAUGGACCACUGCUUUCCCCUUGUGAGUCAAUACAUAGUGCUGCUGUGUUUUUUGUUUCGUUUUUUUUUCUUUUUGUGUGUGUGUAUUUGCUAAUUUUUAUUCUAGUUUUUCAUUAAAUAAAUUUGACUUUCUUUUCUGUAAUUCAGGUUUUUCUCACUUUUGUACCUUUAAGUUAGUGUCUUUUUUGAUAUUCAUAAUUGCUUAUGUCAAAAGUUUGUGUUCAGUACAUACUUUCUUUUCCUUCAAUCAGUUUAUUAGAACUAUUUUUAAUUCAGCCCUUUUGUGAAAAUAGGAAUUCCAGGAAGGAAAGGUAACAUAAGAGCGCUGUGCAAGCUACAGCAGGUAUGAGAUGGUCUUGUCUGUGAGUCCCACCUCAGGCUUACCCUUGGAAAGGUCAGGUUAGGGAGUAAACUCUGAGUUAUAUAAAUAUCUUUAAAAAAUCAGGCCUUUCCUCUCUUCAAAUGUGUUGGGCAAAUCACAUGUUUAAAUUGGUUCUUGUAUUUAUUGGUUUUGCAAAAGAGUCAUCAUACACAGUAUUUGUAAUUAAAGGAAAUCAUUUG
Myodes glareolus (Bank vole) is the source of this 4119-nucleotide messenger RNA. It is a transcript of the gene Siah1, whose product is annotated as siah E3 ubiquitin protein ligase 1. The record is from RefSeq and is a predicted model, not a curated record. NCBI's taxonomy places the organism in Eukaryota, Metazoa, Chordata, Mammalia, Rodentia, Cricetidae. Gene Ontology annotation, molecular function: ubiquitin protein ligase activity; ubiquitin conjugating enzyme binding; zinc ion binding. Gene Ontology annotation, cellular component: cytoplasm. Gene Ontology annotation, biological process: proteasome-mediated ubiquitin-dependent protein catabolic process; multicellular organism development.